Frankliniella occidentalis (western flower thrips) is the source of this 815-nucleotide messenger RNA. RefSeq names its product troponin C (gene TpnC25D). NCBI's taxonomy places the organism in Eukaryota, Metazoa, Arthropoda, Insecta, Thysanoptera, Thripidae. The transcript is spliced from 4 exons. Bases 16 to 495 code for a protein of 159 amino acids. The record is from RefSeq and is a predicted model, not a curated record. Gene Ontology annotation, molecular function: enzyme regulator activity; calcium ion binding.
GCAAUAAUAAGCAAAAUGGAAUUUUCCCCCUUUUGUGUCCUCCAGGAUGACGAUGAACAGAAGAUGCUGAUGCUGCGCAAGGCCUUCCAGAUGUUCGACACGACCAAGUCGGGCUCCAUCGAGACGAUGAAGAUCUCCACCAUCCUCAACACGCUGGGGCUGCUGUUCGACGACGGCGAACUCCAGAAUGUCAUCUCCGAGGUCGACUCAAACAACCAGGGAAAAGUCGACUUUGACGGCUUCUGCGAGAUCGCGGCGCACUUCCUCGAGGAGGAGGACAGCGAGGCGAUGCAGCAGGAGCUCAAGGAGGCCUUCAGGCUGUACGACAGGGAGGGCAACGGCUACAUCACCACCAAGACGCUCAAGGAGAUCCUGGCCGCCCUGGACGACAAGCUCAACAACGACGACCUGGACGGCAUCAUUCAGGAGAUCGACACUGACGGAUCGGGGACGGUCGACUUUGAUGAGUUCAUGGAGAUGAUGACGGGCGAGUAAGCAGACCUCCCGGGCCAGGCCGCACUCUCAUUCCUCCUCAGGUCCGCGCCGUUGUGAACCGGAAGUGGUCCGCGCCGCUGUGAAUACCGGAAGUGGUCCGCGGCCGCACCGGGCCGCUAGUGCUGUAGGGCCCACUAGGAGGGCCGCCCAGCACCGAGCGCCGCAAAUAGAACAUAUUUAUGUCCGCCCGACCAUCCCGGCGGCCCAACAGCCAACAGCCAUAAACCGACUGACCUUUAUAUACAGAAAAUGGUAUAUUUUAUUUCUUGCAAGUGACCAUGGUUCUGAAAUAAACAAAGAUGGAUAUUUUCGUAUGUUUA